Messenger RNA from Nerophis lumbriciformis (worm pipefish), 3030 nucleotides. The record is from RefSeq and is a predicted model, not a curated record. Lineage: Eukaryota; Metazoa; Chordata; Actinopteri; Syngnathiformes; Syngnathidae.
AUGCUGGUGUCCAACAGAGGACAAUUAGGAAGUCUGACGCUGCUGGGCAUCCUGUUGGGUGUGCUCCUGGUUCUUCCAAAAGGGGUCGUUAAUCUGGAGCUUACUCCACUUGCAUCUCAGGUUCUGCUGCAGUCUGACUCAAACUUCACUGUGGUGUGUUCUGGUUGGAGUGAGGUGUCAUGGCGCUUGCCAUGGCAGGAGUCUCAAGGCGGCAAUGUUGUGGUGGAGCAGCAGGGAUCCCGUAGCGUCCUUCAGCUCUUUAAUGUCACCUGGAGGAAUUCUGGGAGAUAUGCUUGUGAGGAGCAAUCCUCCGAUCAGAUCAGAGAGAUAGACAUAUUCAUACCUGGACAAGGUCCAGAUGAGUGGUUUGUACCAGUCGGUCCAGGUGUAGUAAUGAAGGACAAGGAGGAGGACACCAUCCCUUGCGUGGUGUCUAACCCUCUUCUGAAUGUCAGCCUGUAUGAACGCGGGGAUGGAAAUAAAAUUCUGGUAUCUGGACUGAAGUACGAGCCGGCUCGCGGCUUCACAGGAAGACUGAACGACUCCUCAUACAUGUGCAUAGCCUUCAACAGUUCUGAGAUGAGGCAGUCACAGGUUUACUAUGUCUUCAGCAUCGUUGUCGCCAGGGGCAUGGAGGUGGAACUGACUACGUCCAGCAGUGUGUUGACACGUGGACAACAGCUCAUCAUCAACUGCACCGUUAAAGACACUGACCUAGUCUUCUUCACCUGGAACUUCCCCCGCAAAGAGGAAUUCGAGCCACUCACAGAAUUUCUGCCCAAUCGAAUCCGUUCGUUCGUGAACAUCUCUUCGGUGACACUGGCAGACUCUGGGGUGUACGUGUGCGCAGUGCAGGAAACACUACAUGGACGACGGGUAGAAAAAAACAUCACAGUGACCAUACUAGAUCGUGGUUACGUUUCUGCGCGUGCGACCCAUGAGAACAACAUUAUGACAUUAGUUGGCCACACAGUGGUGCUGAGGGUGGCGGUGGAUGCUUACCCCUCACCCACUGUUGAGUGGCGCAAAGACAACAGCAGCAUUGUUGUUGCUACAGGAACGACUGCUAUGUCCAAAACACAUGUGACAGCCGACAGAUACGUCAGUACACUGACCUUGGUGAGGGUUCGCUUGGAGCAGACAGGAAGUUAUACGGCCAGAGUGUACAAUGAAGAUGAUCAGGAAGAGGUUGUCUUCUACAUGCAAGUGAAAGCACCCGCAAGGAUCACCUCGCUGAUGGAAACAAGCUCUCAAUCUAUAUUGUGCAUCAGCGAAGGAGCACCGCCCCCUUCUGUCACUUGGUUUACGUGUCACAGUGCACAUGGGUGCACUAAUGGGACGGGUAGCUGGACCAGGCAAUCCGUGGCUUCUGCGGGCGUGGUUCUGCAGGAGAACAUCACUGUCCUGGAGGACAGUGGCCUAUCCCAGGUGCGCAGUGUGCUGAUGCUGGAGACCACGACGACCUUGACUGCAGUUCGUUGUGAGGCCUCAAACUCUGUGGGGCGAAGAGCUAGGGACCUUAGACUGGUGACCACUUCUCUUUUGUCUCAGGUGGCCAUGUUGGUGCUGGUUCUGGUUCUAGUCAUCAUCGCCCUCAUCUUCCUAGUCAUACUCAUCAUCCUGUGGAGAAAAAAACCUCGCUAUGAAGUCCGCUGGAAGCUUAUCAGUUCUGUAAGUCCUGAUGGCCUGGAGUACACUUACCUGGACCCUGCCCAGCUGCCCUAUAAUACCUCCUGGGAAGUACCAAGAGACAGUGUAGUACUAGGCGAGGUGUUGGGCUCAGGAGCUUUCGGUCGAGUGGUGGAAGCCGAUGUGUCUGGUCUGCUCCAUGACGGAAGAACCACCAGAGCUGCCGUCAAAAUGCUCAAAUCCAACAGCAGCGCAAGUCAGUCAUUGUUGUCUGAGUUGAAGGUUUUGUGCCAUCUGGGUCCUCAUGUCAACAUCGUCAACCUGCUGGGAGCAUGCACAACGGGAGGUCCUGUUUAUCUCAUCACUGAGUUCUGUCGCUACGGUGACUUGGCCAACUACCUGCGAUGCCACAAACAAACUUUUAGAAACUGCAGUGCUAAUGCAAAGAGAGAGGCAGAUGGAGGUUACAUGCACAUGAGCAAGCAGGACGGGGGAGACACCAGCAGGAAGGACUACGCUGAGUCAGGUGAGACAGGAAAGUCGUCAUCAUUGCCUCUCCUGAGCAAUUCUCCCAUCUUGGAGGUCAGUGACCUUCUCAGCUUCUCCUUCCAGGUCGCCCACGCCAUGAAUUUUCUGUCUUCGCGCAAUUGCGUCCACAGAGACUUGGCGGCUCGGAACGUUCUGGUGUGUGAGGAGCGGCUGGUGAAGGUGGGCGACUUUGGCCUGGCUCGAGAUCUUCUCAAAGAUCAGGACUACGUGGCCCGAGGACAUGCAUUGCUGCCACUUAAGUGGAUGUCCCCGGAGAGUAUUUUCCAAAGUGUUUACUCCUCCCAAAGCGAUGUCUGGUCCUAUGGAGUUCUUCUUUGGGAGAUCUUCUCUUUGGGUGAGAGUCCAUACUCGGAGCUCCCCAUGACACACCAAUUCUAUGCUGCACUGAAGAGAGGUCAUCGCUUGAUGCGGCCACAACACGCCAACUCCAACAUUUACGACGUGAUGCAAACAUGUUGGAACGAACAUCCCGGUUCAAGGCCAUCGUUCUCGUCCUUGGUGGUGUCCCUGGACGCCAUGUUGCCGGACGAAUGCAGAAAAACAUACACCAGGCUGACUGACAGCUUCCUGUCAGGUGACCACCCAGCCGUCGUCCGAUCCCGAAUAAUGUCCGCGGCCGCCAGUAUGGCGAGCGACCGGAAUGGUACAAGUCCCGCUCCUGAGGCGACGGUUCACCUGUUGGAGGCAGGGUUGGAGGAGGCAGGACCUUCCCAUGGCGAAUACAUUCUUCCUGUCAGCGUGAUGACAAGCAACGGUGGUGACACUGCGCUGGACGCAGUCAGAGCUGAUGAGUCGCCGCCCGCACAGGAAGUGACAUCGUCAGGUGAAACGGAGGAGGAAAGCUGCAUGUAA